AUCUCUCUCCCACGGACGAGUGGAGCAGUGGACGCUGGACAGCGUGACGCAGCUCCAUCUUGGAAAACUCCCAUCGUCUCCUCCCCUCCUCCGCAAGAAAGAAAGAAAGAAAGAAAGAAAGAAAAAACCGCGGCGAGUAGGCGGAGCGCCAUGCCCCAAAUCGGUCUCGCCCCGUCGUCGCCGCCGCGGAUUCCAGCCGAUUGAGCUGAGCUCCCACGCCCCCGCGGCUCCUCCUGCUCCUUCUCCAACGCCCGCCGGCAGGGCAGCUCCUCUCGUGUUCCCCGCGGGCCUCUAGAUUCUGCUGCGGUUUGCUUAGAGGAAUCCCAGGUGCAUCUACCAGCCAUGGCGCCGGCGCCGGCCGUGGAUGUGGAGGGGGAGGGUGGCGGGGGCAAGAGCCAGAGCACACUCAAGUCGGAGGAUGGUCCUGUAGCUCGUACCCCCUGCACCCUAGACUCCCCUGAUGGCCGUGGUCGAGCCAUGGGUGUUCACGGUGAGGGUGGUGCCGGUGAGAGCUUGAACUCAUCUGGUCGAGCCGUCGAUGUUCGAGGCAGUAGUGACGGCGGUGAGAGCCUGGGCAACGUGAUGGUGGUGAAAUCCGAGUCCGCGUGCGCAGAUGCUCCUGAGAGCCGUGGUGCCCUUCUCACCCCUUGCACCAAGCUUGCUGGUGUGGACCCUUUGUUAGGAGCAUCCUCCUCGCAUAGCAUCGAUGUGGUGAGUUCUGAUCCCUUGGGCGAUGAUGAAGACGGGGACACCACGGAAUGCUCGAGCUCAUUCGGGAACUCUUGCUGUGAGACCGAUGAUGAGGCAUUCCAUGGUGAUUCGGAAGUGAUUUCUCCAUUUUCGGAGAAUGCUGAUGGUGACCAAGCGAUGAUGCAGCCUAGGAAGAAAAAGGUAACUGCUGAGUGGAGGAGUGCUGUCCGCCCAAUGAUGUGGAGAUUUCAGUGGUUAGAGUUGCGCAUGAAGGACCUUUUAUCUCAAGUGUCAAAGUAUGACAGGGAGCUGGCUCUAAUCAAGAAAGGAAAAGAAUUGCAGCAGGCAGUAAACACGAUAAAUGGUUCUAGGUCAGAAUCAGCGCAGCUUUGCAAAGGCCAUGAAAAUAGUUGUAUGGAGAGGCGAAAGAGGAGAAGACAUGAAGAAACUGUGGACACCUCAUUGUACAUCAAGAAGCACCGGAUAUUAUCCUACUUUUAUGAUAAACAGAAUAAGGGUGCUGAAACAGAUGGCCUCGUAAUUGACGAUGAUAGCAAUGGCCCAGUUGGCAAUGAUGUUAAAGGUGGGCUCCGUACUAUUGGUUUGCUUGAGCCCAAGGAGUCUGAUAUGGUUGCCGAGCAACUCACACUACAGAAAGUUCUUUUGACAAUUGAUGGUAUUCAGUCCCAAGUUCUUCGGCUACAAGAUCGUCUCAGCAAGGUUUGUUCAAAACAAGAAAACAUGUCUUCGUUGUUGGACCAUCCCCAUAUCCAGGUGGCUGAGAAGAGGCUAAGGACUCAAAAGCGUUCAUUCUCAUGUAAGAAAGAUAGAUAUAUUAAAGCGCAGAAAAAGAAGAACCUAAACAUUUUAUUGAAGGAGGAGGAUGGAUCAGCUAAUGCGGCAAUGUCUAGUUUGACAAAGAGGGCACCAGAUUGCCAAACAGAAGGUGCAAAGUACAAUAUCAAAGAAAAAAGUGGAGAGAGGUGCCAGUCACUUAAGAAAGCCAUCACAGUGGACCUGCUCCUAGGUGUUGACAGUUCCUUUCCAAAUAGUCAUAUGGGAGAUUUGUGCGAGAACAAUGAUGAUAUCCUCAUAGAUAAUGAAGCAGCCAAGGAAGGGUACCAACCAUUCGAAAAUGCCAAGCAUUCGAUAGAGAAACCGCUAGAACUAACUGAGAAAGUCACUGAAACUGAUGAUUUGAGAGUUGGAAAUAACUCUACUCCAAUUGAAAUCACUAGCACUUUGGCUCCAUUCAAAGUUGAGAACGCUUCUGCUUCCCUGGAAGUCAGGGGUACAUCUCGUCCAGUGGUCAAGCAAGAACCAGUUUUUGAAAAACCGCCAGCUUUGAAGCAUGUAUACUCUGGAAAUAGAAGGGGGCGGAAUCUUAAGAUGAGGGAGGGUAGGGGCCCUGUAGUUGUAUCCAAGACCCAGAUUGAGAGCACACUCCCAGCUGCGAAAAAGCUGAAAAUUGAGAAGACCACAGCCCCAGUUGAAGAGGAGAAAACUGAAAAGGCUCGUUCUACUGUAAAGAAGCGAAAAGCUGGAAAGUCAUGCUCAUCUACCAAUAAACAGGAAGCUGAGAAGUCAUCCUCAGCUCCUAGGAAGGAGACGAGUGAAAGUGCCCUAUCCAAGCCGACGAUUGAAAAGGCAAUCUUGGUACCGGUUAAUAGCCGGAGGAGCCAAAGGGUCCGGAAGCCCAAGAUUUACUGAAGCAAAGCAGUCUCCAGUUUCAGAAUGGUGUAUGUAUCACAGAUGUGUCUUUUUAUGUUUUCCAUGCUUGCUGCUGAAAUUUAUGUCUAUAUGUAAUGUGCUCUCAAUGUAAGUUAGUGUAUAUAUAUCAGCUUGGGUAGAUAAAGAGAGUUCAUAAUGGUUCAGCCUUGUCUUUUUCGUUUGGGCUGCCAAACUAAUAGUUACUAUCUUGUGCUGUCUGUCUAAAGGAAAUGCCAUAUUUGUAACUGUUCAUCUUCUCUGUGUUCUGCAAAGAUAUCUGCUGCCAAGAUGCCACUAUUUGGAUCUCUGUUCUUUCUGCGACUCAGCAUUUAGUU
Molecule: messenger RNA, 2735 nt
Organism: Oryza brachyantha (malo sina)
Lineage: Eukaryota; Viridiplantae; Streptophyta; Magnoliopsida; Poales; Poaceae
Exons: 6
Coding region: 343-2400 (685 amino acids)
Source: RefSeq, a predicted model, not a curated record